AUGGACGGGACGGCGGCCGAGGGUCAUGCCAAGCCCCAGAAGCGGGUGAGAUUCCGGGUGGCUUCGGGAAGCAGUGGCCGUGUGCUGAAGGAGAUGUUCAAAGACGAGGGGCCCUGCGACUCGCUCGACUCUGACUGCACCAGCAGCUCAGCGGCUAGCGGGGACGGACACCCAUUUGGAGGGUUCCUCGGGUCCGAGCUGGAUGACAGUGAGAGCGAACCAGAUGAGCUGCUGGUGUAUGCCGCAGGGGCCACUAAGGAUCGGACAUUCACCUCCAAAAGGGUCAACAUACUCAGUAAGAACGGCACUGUGAGGGGGGUCAAGCACAAAGUGAGCGCAGGUCAGACGCUCUUUGAAAACUUUCCCCAUUCCAACAGUGUGGAGUUAUUGCUGGAGUUCGGUCGGAUGGUGAUCUACACCACCAGCUUCCGUGUGGUCAGGACUACUUUUGAACGCUGCGAGCUGGUGCGCAAAAUCUUUCAGAACCACAGGCUCAAAUUUGUGGAGCGAAACAUCGCUUUGGACAGCGAGUACGGCAAGGAGCUAGAGGAGCGGUGCAAACGGGUUGGAGAGCCUCCAUCACUGCCUGUCGUCUUUAUUGACGGCCACUACCUCGGGGGUGCUGAGAAGAUACUGAGCAUGAAUGAAUCGGGAGAACUGCAAGAUCUUCUAACAAAAAUUGAGCGGGUGCAGGACCCCGAGAUGUGCCAGAGAUGCGGGGGCUUUGCCUUCGUCCCGUGCCCGACGUGCCAUGGCAGCAAGAUGUCCGUGUUUCGCAACUGCUUCACGGAUUCCUUCAAAGCCCUUAAGUGCACUUCUUGUAAUGAGAAUGGACUGCAGCCUUGUGGGAGCUGCAGUCAGUGA
Nerophis lumbriciformis (worm pipefish) is the source of this 864-nucleotide messenger RNA. NCBI's taxonomy places the organism in Eukaryota, Metazoa, Chordata, Actinopteri, Syngnathiformes, Syngnathidae. The record is from RefSeq and is a predicted model, not a curated record.